AUGGCCACCAAAGCCCUCGCUCCAACCUACCACGACGUUGAGAUCAGUACCAAACUUGGUGAUGCAACUGUCCACUAUAUCGAGGCUGGAGACAAAUCGAAACCGGUGUUGCUUCUUCUAAUGGGCUUUCCAAGCUCCUCGACGCAUUACCGGGACUUCAUACCUCUGAUGGCAGAUCAAUACCACGUCCUGGCCCCCGACUUCCCAGGGUUUGGCCUGACGAAAGUGCAGGGCGAUUUCGUAUAUAGCUUCGAUAAUCUGGCGACUGUCAUCUCGGCCUGGCUGGAGAAGAUGGGAGUCACCAGCUAUGCGAGCUAUAUAUUCGACUACGGUUCUCCCAUUGGCUUUCGUCUUGCUCUGGAGAAGCCGUCUGCUGUCAAAGCAAUCAUCACACAGAACGGCAACGCAUACGACGAAGGCUUCGGCCAGGACUUUUGGGCACCAAUCUUCAACCUCUGGGAUACGGAAAACAGCCAGGAGGCCCGCGAUAUCGUCCGUGACAGCGUCCUUACGCAGGCCACUACCACGUACCAGUACUACAUGGGAGUUCCAGACGCGGACAAGCACUUGGUCGACCCGGAGCAACCCAUCAGGGAUUAUCUCCAGAACGUUGCCGGAAAGGAGAAUCAGGAGCAUCAGCUGGACCUCUUCUACGACUACCGCAACAACAAGGCGGCCUAUCCGAAAUGGCACAAGUAUCUCGAGGAGAGCCAAGUGGCUGUGCUUGCUGUCUGGGGCAAAGGUGAUCCAGCGUUCAUUGCGCCGGGCGCUGAGGUUUACAAGCAGCACGCUAAGAAUGCGGAGGUUCACUUGCUGGACGCCGGACAUUUUGCUCUUGAGACGGUGAGGUGGGAGAUUGCGGCUUUGUGUAAGAAGUUCUUGGAGAAAAUAGACUUCUAG
Saxophila tyrrhenica is the source of this 900-nucleotide messenger RNA. RefSeq lists its product as uncharacterized. The coding region runs from base 1 to 900 and encodes 299 amino acids. Gene Ontology annotation, molecular function: epoxide hydrolase activity. NCBI's taxonomy places the organism in Eukaryota, Fungi, Ascomycota, Dothideomycetes, Mycosphaerellales, Extremaceae. The transcript has a single exon. The record is from RefSeq and is a predicted model, not a curated record.